Cyclopterus lumpus (lumpfish) is the source of this 1358-nucleotide messenger RNA. RefSeq names its product carboxypeptidase B2 (plasma) (gene cpb2). The coding region runs from base 1 to 1299 and encodes 432 amino acids. Gene Ontology annotation, molecular function: zinc ion binding; metallocarboxypeptidase activity. The record is from RefSeq and is a predicted model, not a curated record. NCBI's taxonomy places the organism in Eukaryota, Metazoa, Chordata, Actinopteri, Perciformes, Cyclopteridae. The transcript is spliced from 11 exons. Gene Ontology annotation, biological process: fibrinolysis; proteolysis.
AUGAGGGCUCUUUUGCUUUUGUUUUUUUUAAUGAAUUUGGACAAACUUCUGAAGAGAGGACACUGCACAGAAACCCGAGACCAAAUUCUAACAAUCACCCCGAAAACACAGGAACAAGUGGACAUCUUGAGGAAUAUUUCGUCUCAUUAUGAGACAGCCUUAUGGCAGCCUGUGUCAUCUCACUACAUCAAAGAAGAAACCGAGGUCCACCUGUUUGUUCCUGCAAACAGCUCGGCGACUGUAAAGGAUCUGCUGCAGAAACACGCCGUAACUCACGCGGUGUUACUGGCCAACGCCAACGAGUUGAUUGAAAUGCAAACGAUGAACAGCACCACUGACCCACGAAGCGGCUCAACUUUCUACGAGAGAUAUCACAGUCUUGACGAUAUCUACCAUUGGAUAAACAAGACCCGACAGGACAACCCGGACACAGUUGAAGCCAUUCUCAUUGGCUCCUCAUAUGAGAAGCGACCACUUUACGCUCUGAAGUUGUCUCUAAAUAACAGUAUGAAUAAGAAAGCAAUGUGGAUUGACUGUGGGAUCCAUGCCAGAGAGUGGAUCGCUCCUGCUUUCUGCUUAUGGUUUGUACAAUAUGCGUUGUCAUUUUACAAGCUGAACCAAGAAAUUACAGACAUCAUGGACAACAUGGAUGUCUACAUCUUGCCUGUUAUGAACCCUGAUGGAUACCAUUACACAUGGGCAACAAACCGGAUGUGGAGGAAAAACCGCUCUGUGAGCAAGAGCAGCAAGUGCAUCGGGGUCGACCUCAACAGAAACUUUGAUGCCAACUGGUGCACGGAGGGGGCCUCUCAUGAGCCCUGCACUGAGAUCUACUGCGGUGCGUUUCCAGAGUCGGAACCAGAGUCGCAGGCCGUGGCCAAUUUCCUGCGCAGCCACAAGGACUCAGUUCAGCUGUACCUCAGCAUGCACUCUUACUCUCAGAUGCUGCUCUUCCCGUACUCCUGCACCCUAGAUGAAGCAGAGAACCACAAUGACCUGCUUGAGAUGGUUCAAGAAGCUGCCCAGUUAAUCAGAAGACAUUACAGGAACAUCUACAAAUAUGGUUCUGGAUCAAAGACAAUAUAUUUGGCUCCUGGCGGUUCUGAUGAUUGGGCGUACAACCUUGGCAUCAAAUACUCCUUCACAUUUGAGCUCCAGGACCGCGGGCGUUAUGGCUUCCUCCUGCCGCCAUCUCACAUUUCCAGGGCCUGCAACGAAGCUCUGAUUGCUGUGAAGACCAUUGCUCUCAAGGUUAUUAAGAAAACCCAAGCUUCAAAAAGUCCAGUUCAAGCUGAUUGAACAACAACAAUUUAGGCUGAGAGCUCAAUAUUUAAAGUCCUUUUUGUGAACAUAACAAC